Molecule: messenger RNA, 803 nt
Organism: Globicephala melas (long-finned pilot whale)
Lineage: Eukaryota; Metazoa; Chordata; Mammalia; Artiodactyla; Delphinidae
Gene: ACYP1
Product: acylphosphatase 1
Molecular function (GO): acylphosphatase activity
Source: RefSeq, a predicted model, not a curated record
AGAGUGUCGCCUGACCCGGUGUCCCGCCAACUCUGCAGCUCCUUCCAGCUCUGCCCUUAGGGGACGGGGGAAUGGGGUGGGAGAGGCUUUUCUGGGGCUCCAUCAAAGAGCUUGGAUUUUUCUCAGAGCGAUGGUCUCAGAUCCUGGGGUGUGCCCUUCUCUGGCAAAAGACGGAGCGCCUAGAUGUGCCCUCAAGUCAUUCUGCCGCCGGAUUCCGGUGUCUGCCCCCUUAGCGGGAGUGGGCCUGCUGAUAGCCUUUCUUAGCACGUUCGGCUGCCUUGUACGGGCCCCAGGUCUGAGCGUGAGUAUGGCAGAAGGGGACACCCUGAUAUCAGUGGAUUAUGAAGUUUUUGGGAAAGUGCAAGGUGUGUUUUUCCGCAAGUACACUCAGGCUGAGGGUAAAAAGCUCGGAUUAGUAGGCUGGGUCCAGAACACUGACCAGGGCACAGUGCAAGGACAAUUGCAAGGUCCCACCUCCAAAGUACGUCAUAUGCAGAAAUGGCUUGAGACAAGAGGAAGUCCCAAAUCGCACAUUGAUAGAGCAAGCUUCAACAAUGAGAAAGUCAUCUUAAAGUUGGAUUACUCAGAUUUCCAAAUUGUGAAAUAAUGGUCUGAAUUUAAAUUUUCCAAGAUACUCAGUGGUUUUGUUUUUUUAUUUUUAAUAGGGAUAGAAUUAUUCUGUGUUCAAUAUUAGAAUUUGUAAGUAAGUUAUUUUAGUAUCAGAUAUUUGAUAGUUACUGUAUGUGUAUGAUGGAAGGAUUACAACUGUACACAAUUCUAAUCAAUAAAAACACAGAACCUUC